Acipenser ruthenus (sterlet) is the source of this 879-nucleotide messenger RNA. RefSeq names its product tubulin alpha-3 chain-like. NCBI's taxonomy places the organism in Eukaryota, Metazoa, Chordata, Actinopteri, Acipenseriformes, Acipenseridae. The record is from RefSeq and is a predicted model, not a curated record. The transcript has 3 exons. Gene Ontology annotation, molecular function: structural constituent of cytoskeleton; GTP binding. The coding region runs from base 181 to 864 and encodes 227 amino acids. Gene Ontology annotation, cellular component: cytoplasm; microtubule. Gene Ontology annotation, biological process: mitotic cell cycle; microtubule cytoskeleton organization.
GUGCAAUGGCUGCACUCAGCGUUUAUUAACAAAUAAAAGGGUUGAAAACAGCACAAAACACGGGACACGGCACUUCACGCCAAAAUAAACAGGUAGACAAAACGGACAGACACUAACAAACAGGGACGAACAAACACGCGUGAGUGUAUCUCCAUCCAUGUUGGCCAAGCCGGAGUCCAGAUGGGCAAUGCCUGCUGGGAGCUCUACUGCCUGGAACACGGGAUCCAGCCUGAUGGGCAGAUGCCCAGCGACAAGACCAUCGGUGGAGGAGACGAUUCCUUCAACACCUUCUUCAGCGAGACUGGAGCUGGGAAACACGUCCCCAGAGCAGUCUUUGUGGACCUGGAGCCCACUGUGGUUGAUGAGGUUCGCACUGGAACCUACCGUCAGCUGUUCCACCCUGAGCAGCUCAUCACUGGCAAGGAGGACGCUGCUAACAACUACGCCCGCGGGCACUACACCAUCGGCAAGGAGAUCAUCGACCUGGUGCUUGACAGGACCAGGAAAUUGGUGAGAUUGUUUAGAUUAAAAGAAUUGGAGAUUUGGGGCUCCCGAGUGGCGCAUCCAGUAAAGGCGCUCCACAUUGUGCAGGAUGUGCCCUAUAGUCUGGAGGUCGCGAGUUCAAGUCCAGGCUAUUCCUUUGCCGACCGAGGACGGGAGCUUCCAGGGGGCGGCGCUCAAUUGACCGAGCGCCGCCCGGGGGGAGGGAGGGUUAGGUCGGCCAGCGUGUCCUUGGCUCACUGCUCACCAGCGACCCCUGUAGUCUGGCCUGGCGUCUGCGGGCUUGCCGGUAAGCUGCCCGAGAGCUACGUUGACCUCCGAUGCUGUAGCUCUCGGUGGCUGCAUGGUGAGUCCGCAGUGUGAAAAAAAAGCGGUCGG